CCGUAUACACAUGUUUUCCGAAGUUUGACAGUAGUGACUAGUGAAGUGAGAUGUAGGGGUGUUGUGGUGUUGCUCGGUCCCAAUGAUAGAGCCUAGCGUAGAAUUCCGUCCAUUUUAUUAAGAGUAGGAAGUGCCUGUUAAGUCACUAUUGAAGAGUGAUAAUUAUGUAAAGUAGAAUCAUAGAAAGAAAUGUCAUCAACGAAAACUGAAACGGAAUGUCUUGAGUCUUCUGCAAAUGUGAUGUAUCAAGCCCUCAGCGAACUAUGCAAGAACAAUGCAGCGUUUUUCCAGCAUGAUGAUACUGAAAGUGGACAACGCCUGUAUGCUGGUUUCCUUGCUGUCAUGGAUCACGUUGAAGUUGUCGGCCCAUUAGUGGAAAAAGUAAGGAAAGUGGCUCCUCAGUAUGACUUGGAUGUGCGGACACCUGGUAACGGAUAUCGCAGUUUCGUGGUGAUGGUUGACUCCUGUGUUACCCACUGUAUGAAACUGAAUAAAGAGAUUUGCUCAUCUCGUGACUCUAUUCUCUUUCGGAAGAGUGCCUACGUCCGCAAGGUAGAAUCAUGUGGGCAAGUGCUGGCAUCACUUGGAACUGUUGCCAGACAUAUACAUACCCUCCUAUCAUGGUCACCCCCUGGAGAGCUCUUCCCAGCUGACAAACAUUCACCAGAAGAACUAUUGAGGCAAGCAGAAAAUGUCAACAUGUAUUGCUUCUAUGGGUACUGUCUUGGGCUGCAGUUCUGUGAGUCCAUGCGUUCCUGUCUGAAGUUCAUUUCAAUUUGCAUGGCAUCCUUCAGUGAAAUUUAUUAUGGGAAUCAUGGUUCAUGGUUUAAGGCUGCUAGUUCAUUGUGGACAGGUGGAAAAUUUGCUGUGGACCCAGAAUUGAGAGCCAGGAGGAUUGUUAACAUCUCACAACAUGCCUCAGUGGAUUUUUGUAAAUCAUUUUGGUUGCUGGCUGAGACAGAAAUUAUGGCACGGAUGCAAGGAGUUGUGGGGCCCAGUAUGGCAGUUAACCAAGUGAUGCUGCUUCCACCCGAACCUUUGAAUGUGAGUGGUGUUGCAGUACCUGUUCCAACAGCUCAUUUUGGACCACGGCCUUUGCCAGUCAGACUUCUGCUGGCACGGAAACGAGCUGGCAUGGUUGGAAGUGGUGCAACUGGUAGCCAGCCCAGCUCACAACUGGUUGUGCAUUUACAUGGCGGGGGGUUUGUGGCUCAGAGUUCCCGCUCCCAUGCAAGCUACUUGAGGGAGUGGGUUGCACGAUUGGAUGUUCCAUUUCUUUCUGUUGACUAUUCCCUUGCACCUGAUGCACCAUUUCCUCGUGCCUUAGAAGAAGCAUUGUAUGCAUACUGCUGGGCCCGGACGCAUGCCCGCAUGCUAGGGGCAGCAGAUGAUGCACAAAUCAUCAUGGCAGGUGAUUCUGCAGGAGGAAACUUGUGCCUUGGUGUGACUCUGAAAUGCUUGGAACUUGGUAUUCCUCCACCGUCAGGUCUCUUCCUGGCUUACGUACCUGUACUGUUAUCUUUUGUGCCGUCUCCAUCGCGCCUUCUCUGCCUUUUUGAUCCGCUGCUGCCAUUUGGGUUCAUGAUGCGUUGCCUCAAAGCGUAUACAUGCGGUCGAGCCGAUGCAGAAUCUGGUGCUAUGGAGUCAGAUUUGGGUGACACGGAGUCCGUGUGCGAUGAUGCAACCGAUCAUGCUGCUCGCGAGUCUGCGGCUUCUCUGUCGGGAAAUGACACUGACACACUCACUGCAGGGUCACUCACUUCAUUACAGCCAGAGUGUGAACAGCAGGGCCUGCAGCAGCAGCAGCAGCAGCAGCAGCAUUUACCAUCACCACCCCUACCAUCCCCUCCACAACAACAACAACAAAAUAAUGCAAAUGAAAGUUCCAGAUACGUGUCUGAGUUCUUGGAGCGUUAUUUGGGUGGUGAAGCUGUUGCCAUAUCUGAACAGCCUAUAGUGCAGCAGCAUCAGAAUCAACAUCAGCAACAACAACAACAACAGACAAUGACAGGACACUGUCUGUCACAGAACAGUUUGUGCAGGACCACCAACCAUUCAAGAUCUCCAGCUGAUGUGAACCCUAUAAACAUGUCUCUGGAUUCCAUGAUGCAGCGAAGUCCGUCAGCGGAAUUGUGUUUUACUGUUCCUCCUGAUCCUCUGCUGUCACCAUACUUAACAAGUGACUCUACCCUACAAAAGUUCCCUCCAGUUGGUAUUAUGUCAGUAGAAAUGGAUCCCUGUCUGGAUGAUUGUGUAAUGUUUGCACGGAAACUGCGUAACCUUGAUGUUCCUGUCACCCUGGAUGUCCUACCUGGACUUCCUCAUGGAUUCCUGAAUUUUUCACCGCUGAGUAAAGAGGCUCAUAGUGGAUCAAUGUUGUGUGUGCAGCGUAUCCAGCAGUUGUUUGACAAGGCAUCAAGAUCAGCCUCACCAUCAUUAUCUCCUUCAUCAUCUUCUACAUCAUAGUAUGAUUUCUAUUCAGGUUGCCUUCGUAGUUGAUGAGACAUAAAUGUUUGAUACAAAAUACAGUACUUAUAUAAAAUUUUAUGUUUUUGUUAUACAUUGGUGAUUCAGUUUUUGUAGAAAUACAGUUUUCAGGUUCUGAGAAUGUUAUUGUUCGCACAGCAAAUAUAAGCAGCAUUUGUUUAGCAUCUUGCUGUGUGAAAUACUGUGACAGUUUUAUAUUGUUAGUUAAUUUCAGUUAAAUUAUUAUUCAGUAUGUUUACUGGCCAUGUUAUACUUUGUGAUGAUCUCUCUAUUUGAAUGUGUGUGGAUGCAUAACUUCACUAUAGUAAUUAUUUAUUUUCAUGAGGUUGAGAUUAUUUAUUGUUGUCAAUGGUGGUUUCAAUGCCGCACAAAGAUACAUUUGAAGUGUCAGUAACAUGCUAUGAACAUCUCUUUCUUGCUCUGUAUCUCAGGAAUAGACAAUUUCACUGUUAAAUCUGCUAUGUAAGAGCACAUUGCAAUUGUUGUUACCCUUAGAAAGCUACUACAUGUUAAAUUUUGUGUGUUGGAAGCCUCAAUUUUUAAUAUUGUAUGGAUGGCACAUAAUUCUUUUGUAUGCUUCUAUGUGGUUUCUAAAAAAAAACAUGCACUGUUUAUUCCCCGUGUUAUGGCCUGUGAUAUUUUAUCUUUUGUUCAUAAUAAACUUGU
This is a messenger RNA of Schistocerca americana (American grasshopper), 3153 nucleotides long. RefSeq names its product hormone-sensitive lipase (gene Hsl). Gene Ontology annotation, molecular function: triacylglycerol lipase activity; sterol ester esterase activity. Gene Ontology annotation, cellular component: cytosol. The record is from RefSeq and is a predicted model, not a curated record. NCBI's taxonomy places the organism in Eukaryota, Metazoa, Arthropoda, Insecta, Orthoptera, Acrididae. The coding region runs from base 190 to 2466 and encodes 758 amino acids. Gene Ontology annotation, biological process: cholesterol metabolic process; triglyceride catabolic process. The transcript is spliced from 12 exons.